Messenger RNA from Aspergillus fischeri NRRL 181, 5544 nucleotides. RefSeq names its product putative Rho guanyl nucleotide exchange factor. Lineage: Eukaryota; Fungi; Ascomycota; Eurotiomycetes; Eurotiales; Aspergillaceae. The transcript is spliced from 2 exons. The record is from RefSeq and is a predicted model, not a curated record. Bases 1 to 5544 code for a protein of 1847 amino acids. Gene Ontology annotation, molecular function: guanyl-nucleotide exchange factor activity.
AUGGCUCAUUAUCAGAAUGGCCAAACGCCCUAUUACGGCCAGUCCAACAACCCUACCCCCUCGUCGACGCAACCUCCCUCGUCGAGUCGCUAUGACCACUACAAUACACAACAACAGAGCGCAAAUUCUCAAUUACGGCGGAUGCCCAGCUAUAACGUGGGGGAUGACGCGGGCCUGUCCGGUGGAGGUUCCGGUGCUCAACACACCCGAACCGCCAACGGGUCCACGCGAUAUACCGGGCAAGCCAGUAAUUAUGGCACCGAGGACGGACAAGGGUCCUAUAGCCUUGCGAACAGCGGACACGACGAUAUCUCAGGACCGCGAUACGCGCAUAUCCCCUCCGGCGGGUCGCCGCACGUAACGCGAGACAGAGCUUCAUCUCAGUCCAACUAUUCCUACCAGUACUCGUCUAUCGCCUCUCCGACGCAGUCGGCCUAUAAUCCUCAGCAAUAUGCCCUCCCACCUACUCCGUUGCAACAGCAGCUAGGCUACAAUCCCCUAGCAUAUAACAGCUCCAGCAGCAAUGCUUACACCGCUGGUGCGACCGCUGCCCACCAGCCGUACAAUCCAGCGGCGUAUCAGUCGGCAAGCCUCGCUGGAUACGGGUCCCCAACUGUCCAACGACAGCCGAGUAUAGCGAGUUUGUACGCACAGCCUCCGCAAACAUCGCAGACAUAUUCCUCUCAGCAAUCCCUGCCACCUCCCCCUCCUCCUCGAGGGCCAGAUCAUCCUUACGGAAGUCGCGCAUCCGCCCCGUAUCGAACUGACUCGCCAGCAACCCAGUAUGGCUUUUCCAGUCAGUCAUCUGCAUCUCUAGCCUACAAUGUCGCCCCACCGAUGGGCCCUACCACACCUUAUCCUUCCACAAGCUCAUUGACCUCAACAACGAUUGCAUCAACCUUCACUCGCUCCCACGCCCACAGCUCACAGUUUCCCCUCUAUACUGCGCAAUCGCCCCACCACUCGGAUGCAGCCAUGGCGCCUUAUCCUGACGAGCUCCCUCCAGAACCACCUGCGCACUCGACACCCGCGGAAGACUUAUACGGUAAACGACUGAGCUUCAGCCGUCCAGGGUCGGGGCGGUCGCUGCCUACGCCUCCAAUUCAACAGGCGCAAUCGCAGACGUCUCCGCGCCGGACAGAUACCUUGACUCGGCAUCCCCAGUCGCGGCCCUUGCCCGGUCCACCAGUCGACGCGGACAGCGAUUCACCGCCGCUCGAUGAUCUCAAUGGGGUCGGUGGCCGAGAUCCGCGGUCGGACCAACCGGUAGGUUAUGACCAUCUGAUGAGGGAAGUGGAAACGGCUGUGAUAGAUGGUCGUAUGAGUCGGGAGACACGCUAUGACACUAGGCCACUGCGUGUUGACGCUCAGACCUCACGUCACGAAGAAUAUGACCCUAGUCCUCCCGUCACUGCCACCUCGAGUAUGCGCUUGUCUCCUGACGAGAGGCACACGCACACAAACGGCACAUUAGCGACGGGCACAGGCCAGUAUGUUAACUAUGAUGCGUACAGCGACGACAGUGAUGCGGAAGCCGCGGCCGGGCUGGCGAUGCUGCAAAUGGCAGACGAGGAGGACAGGAUACAGGCCGAGCGGGAGCAAGCGCGCACACGGCGGGAGACUAAUGCAUCGAUCAUCAGUGCCUAUGGAAGCCAUUCAUCGGCGCGAGCGCCAUCACCUCGUCGAGAGUCUCGUCAAGAUGAACUCCAUUCCACGACCAAUGCGACCUACAGCGGCAAUCAUUAUGAGCGCUAUCACUACGAUGCUGACAUGGAUGAACAUGCUGACGAGACUCGCAAUGAAGGCGUAGAUCAAGCCACAAGGCUUGCCCCCUCGGGCUCGAUCCGCAGCUCCAACGUUUCUGCGGACGACCGCGGCGAGUACUCGGACGACUAUGACUACUAUCCUAUACCCGAUGAUCAAGUGCACCAAUAUUAUGACUACAUUUCCGCGGCGCGGGUCGAUGCUGCAGGCACUGGUGGCCUGUCAGAGCCUGGCGCCUACGAGCGUCGAAUGAGCUUCGACUACGGUGACGAGGCUGACGCCUAUCCCGAUGAUGUGCAUCACUCAGGAAGUGAAGGAUCCGAUACAGGAGGAAUGCCAGGGGACCUCUUUUUCCAUCCCGGGAUGCGGCCACUGCCACCGGCCCCCGUUGAACCAGCGAAUAACGCAGAUCUUAUGCCCCACCUGAUGCCGGCUGGGACAUAUAGGCCUCAGGAAUCGGGUGAAUACCCGGAAGAAACCCAGUAUACAAGCCCUCAGUACCCUGUUUCUGCGGAUUCGUUUGCGUCGACCGUGUCCACACCAACAUCCCAAGUGCCACGGUCGACAUCUCUGUCAAGUCAUCCUAUUGGACCCCGGACUGACCCCCCUAUCAGGUCCAAGACCGAUGCGGAUCGGGCGAAGUACAAGCAGCAGCUGGAUCUGCUUCGACAGCAACAGCAUGGCGCCUUCAAACUUGAUGCGGCCCAAGAGGCUCCUGCGAUACCCCUGGACCUACCCACCAUCCCUGCGGGACGUCGCAAGAAGUUCAAUCCGUCUAAACUGUCCUCGGAACAAUUCAGGAAAUGUGUCGAACCUUGGGCGCUCAGUGCCGUUCUUGCUUGGAUUCGCGAUCUGUGCGAAGAGGAAACGGACCUGAGGAAAUCGGCCAUUGUCGACGCGAUCGUCGCUUUGUUCACUCACAAGGUGCCGACGAUGAAUAUCGCGGACGCCGAGACACUGGCUGCGCGAGUCGUUGAGAACAUGCUGGAGCAGGAGGCUCUGGUGAAGGAAGAAGAAUGGGUCAAGUUCGGCAGCGGCACCUUGUCGGGUGUUUUGUUCCAAAUUACAGGUACUGGUUGCUAUUCGCCCCUGCUACAUGAACAGGAGACUGAGAUCCUCGGACGCUGCUAUUCGCACCACUGCAUGCGAACGCUGAAGAAGGUCAACCUGAAAGCGCACAAGAUGGCACCGCAAAAGAAGGUCGAGGACUGGGUCACAUUCUACAAGGUUCCGAAGGAAGUGUGGGAGGCUUAUCCGAAGAAAGAGGUGGACCGCCAGAACAACCUGCACGAGAUUGUCACGACCGAGGAUGCAUUUAUCGGACAGCUGGACGUCCUACGUGAACUCUACCGGGAUCAGUUGGCAAAUAUGCAACCUGCCAUCAUUCCGCCGAAGAGAUUACCGAAGUUCCUGAACGAUGUUUUUGGAAAAGUAGAUGCGGUCAAGAAGGUAAACGAGGAGUACCUCCUCGCGCAGCUCAAGUACCGGCAGAAGGAACAAGGCCCCUUCAUUGUGGGCUUCAGUGACAUUUUCCGAGAGUGGAUUCGAAAGGCUAAGAUGGUGUACAUUGACUACGCGGCAACUUUUCCGUACGCCAACUACCUUGUCCGUAAGGAGAUGGAGAGAAAUGCCCACUUUCGACAGUUCUUGAACCAAGCUCGUGAGCACAAAAUGUCGAAUCGUCUCAGUUGGGAUACCUAUCUCAAAGCUCCGAUCACUCGGAUUCAGAGAUACACCCUACUGUUGUCGACUGUCCACAAGAACAUGGUCAAGGACUGCGAGGAAAAAACGAACCUGGCACAAGCUAUUGAUGAGAUCAAGGUCGUGGCUCUGGAUUGUGACAACAAAGUCGGCGAAACAAGCAAAAAGGUCGAUCUGAUGGAAUUGUCUGCCAAACUGCAACUUAGACCGGAGAUGAAGAAGGAAGUAGAGCUGAAUCUGCAGCAUCUUGGUCGCGAGAUCAUCUACCGAGGAGACUUGCAGCGCCCUGGUACACGCACUCGAUUCCUCGUGGACACACAUGCCAUUCUUUUCGACCAUUACCUCGUCCUUGCCAAACUGUCCACCACCCGUGAUCCGACGAGGGGCAUCAAAUAUGAAAGCUAUGAUGUGUCCAAGCUGCCCAUUCCAAUGGAUCUUUUGGUACUCGAGAGCACGAAUGAUGAUCCCGUCGUCAAGUCUUCCGUUCGAGGAGUUUCGACGGUCACUCCACCGCAAGCCACCACGCGUGGUGCAGGUGCUGCACCCCUCAUACAUUCCAAUAGCGGCAAUUCGGGUAACUCUACUUCUUCUUCCGGCAAGACAUUGGUAGCAGCCACGGUACUUGAGAGUUCCAAAGAUGACAAGAUCCUAUAUCCGUUCAAGGUCAAACACCUUGGGAAGAACGGGACCUUUACGCUAUACGCAUUUUCCGCGCAGAACCGGCAGGAGUGGUGCGAGAAGAUUAUGGAAGCUAAGACGAGACAUGCUGCUGCUCUCUUCGCGCAGAACGCCGAGCCCUUCCGACUUCGUGUGCUGGCUGACACGGCCUUUGCCUCUUCCGAUCAUUCAGGUAUCUCCAAGAGGACAGUUACCAUCAAAGGCACCCCUCUGGACCGAGCUAUUCGGGAAGUCGAGGAGCGGUAUGGGGGUUCAAAGUCUCGGCCUGUGCCGGUUUGCAGAACCAGCGUGCAUUGCGCGACUGUAUUCCAGCAGCCUCCAGGCCGGAUGAUGUGUGCGGUCGGUACUGAUUACGGCGUGUACAUUUCCGAGUACAAUGACCCUCGCGGUUGGGUUCGAGCGAUCCCGAUCAUACGAGUGUCGCAGAUUGCGGUCUUUGAAGAGUUCAAUCUCUUCCUGCUGAUUGCCGACAAGUCCCUAAUCGCGUAUCACUUGGACGUCGUAUGUCCUGCAAGUGGGGUUUCCUCGCAAACAACAAAGGACUCUGCUCGCCGGGCGCCGCAGAAGCUGUCUGGAAACCGGGAAGUUGGGUUCUUUGCAGCAGGUCAUAUGAAAGACCGUACUCUGGUGAUGUACAAGAAGCGUGAUGGACUGUCGUCCACCUUCAAGGUGCUGGAACCCGUGCUACAGAAGUCCACCACCAGCAAGAGUCGACUGUUCCAUAGCCGUCGUUCCCAGACCGAGUUCUUCCGUGAAUACGACGAGUUCUACAUCCCUGCCGAGAGCUACGGGAUCAACAUGUUCCACUCAUCCCUGGCGAUCUCAACCCAGCGGGGCAUCGAGAUCCUCACCCUCGACAAGAAGCAAACCUGGUCCGUCCCCGAUUUCCGGUCGGAAGCCCCAGAGGCACAAGCCCAGCUGAGCAGCAUCGCCCACCGCAUCAGUAACCUGCGUCCCCUGGGCAUGUUCCGCCUAAGCGACAGCGAAUUCCUCGUCGCCUACACCGACUGCGCCGUGUAUGUUAACAAACACGGCGACGUCUCCCGCAGCGUCAUCAUGGAGUUCGUCGGCCGCGCCCAUUCAGCCUGUUUGUACGGCAAGUUCCUGAUCCUCUUCAACGAGGACUUCGUCGAGGUCCGCAACGCCAUGAACGGCCGCCUAAGGCAGGUCAUCCCGGGCCACAAUGUUGUCUGCCUCGACGACGGGAGCACUCUGCCCGGGUCUGGCGCGAACACCGUCCCGACUAACUCAGGGACCUCCAUCAACCUAGCCAGCGGGCUCUCGAACGGCGUCGCGAUGGCCAGUAAUGGCCGCACCGUCAAGAUCUGCAUGCAGCAUCCGGAAUACGAGCGGAGUCAGCUCGUGCUCGAGCUCAUCGAGAACGAGGGACAGAAGGAGUAA